AUUAACAGUCGCGCGCUGUGGCUCGUGCUAUUAUCCUCUGGUUUGUGCGGAGAGUUGGCUCGUCGCGCGCAUGCAGCAGAAUGGCUCGAGCGGGUCCAACGGUUCCGAUGGCUGCAGCAGGGAGCGCCAGUCUCUGUCCUUCAGCCCGCUGCCCGCCGCUACUACACGGGUAAGACGCUUCAUUCAGGAAAGACGGACGCUGCCUUUACCCAGAGUGAUGGUGGUAUUCUCGGCCGCAGGGGACACCGAGAAACCGAGCGAUGCCAUGUCCAGCUCGGACUCUGCGGAGGACGAUUUCCGAAAUCCGGCCUCCCCCUCGCCGAGCCUCACCCUCAGCAAGCCGCUCCGCUCUCCGCUGAGCACACAGGAGCAGGAGUUUCCAGAGGUCAUCUCACUUAACGUUGGGGGCAUGUACUUCACCACACGCCUGUCCACGUUACGGCGAUACGAGGACACCAUGCUGGCUGCCAUGUUCAGUGGCCGUCACUACAUCCCACGUGAUGCUGAGGGACGCUACUUCAUCGAUCGGGAUGGAACAUACUUUGGGGACAUCCUGAAUUUCCUCCGAGAAGGCGAGCUUCCUCACAGGGACCGAGUGAGAGCGGUGCACAGAGAGGCUCAGUACUACUCCAUUGGCCCGCUGCUGGACAGCCUGGAGGACAUUCAGCCACUCACGGGAGAGAAAGUUCGACAAGCUUUCCUCGAUCUGCUGCCCUACUACAAAGACAAUCUGGAGCGCAUUGUGGAGAUUGCCAAACUAAGGGCCAUGCAGAAAAAGGCACGAUUUGCCAAGUUGAAGAUCUGUGUGUACAAGGAGGAGAUGCCUAUCACUCCAUAUGAGCGUCCCCUUUUUAACUCUCUGCGCUUUGAACGCUCGGACAGUGAGGCCAAGCUCUUUGAGCAUCACUGUGAGGUGGACGUUUCCUUCGGACCUUGGGAGGCCGUGGCAGAUGUUUAUGACCUGCUGCACUGCAUCGUCAGUGACCUGGCUGAGCGCGGCAUCACUGCCGAGCAACAGUGCAUUGGUGUCUGUGACAAGCACCUUAUCAACCAUUACUACUGCAAGAGGCCCAUCUAUGAGUUUAAGAUCACGUGGUGGUGAAGCUGGAGGGAGACAGUCAUGGCUGAUUGGACCAAAAAGCAAAAGGAUGGAUGUUUCAUUUUUCUAUAUAACUCAUCCGAUACUGGUUUUUGUAUUGAAGUUUCCCAUAUUCUGUGCUGAUGUCUUAAAAUGUGACCCUAUAUAUCAUCCUCCAAUAUAUAAAUAUUCCCCCAAAUAUUUCUCGCUAUGAAUCAAACAAAUUAUACUCAGUUGCCAAUUUAUUAAGAACAUCUAGCUAAAACUAAUGCGGUCUAAUACAACAGUCCUGCAAUAAAUCCUCCCUUCUUGAAGGUUAUAAUGUUCCUUUUCUGUUGAAACUGUUCAAGAGAGGUGUUAAUUCGACUGUGUGAUCAUUUUACAGUCUGUAGGUGGUGGUGCUGUUGAACUGUAUUGCAUUACAGAGAGAGUUGUUUCUGUUAUUUAGCCUACCCUCAUCAAUAUAAAUGAGGCGGACAAAGUAGUAGAAACGGCCGUCAAUAUAGUGCAGUAUCAGUUAACAGCCCCACAAAACCUCCGGCCUCUAGAAGGAUGAUCAUAGAGUUGAAUUGGUGCCUCUCUAAAACAGUUUCAACAAAAAGCUAGGUGUACCUAAUAAACUGGCAACUGAGUGUAAAUACCAACACUUUCGAGUCAAAUACUACUAAUAGUUUAAGGCGUAAGGUAACACCCCCUGAAAAUCAUGUUUUUGCUGACCUCCAGUGGUUUAAAUUCUCAUUAAUGACGUACAGACAAAGCACCCUUCUGACCACACCCAUCAGUUAUGACGAAGAACCCCCCACCAGAGAGGGCAGAAACACUGCUGUUCAGCCUUCGACUUAAGUUACUGUUUAAAGCUCUAUUGACCUUCAAAUGAUGAAAGUUAUGACAAAUUUCAGACCUAUUUUUAUUUCCUCAGCCAGUGUCUUCACUAGAUGAGCUCAGGCACAGUAAUGCUUGUGUGAUCAGACGGGUUUUGGUAGCACUCAGAGCCUAGCUCACAGUCACUGUAGUAACGUGCAAGUUUAAGAACAAAACACAACACGAAGAAAUAUGCCUCACGUCACAGCUAUGCGUGUAAAGCAUAAGUGAAAAGGGAGCCAUUAUGCAGCUUCUGUAGACAGUUGUGUUGAUUAAAACGGGUGUAUCUGUCAAAAAACAUGGCACAGGUCGGUGUAGACAGCCUGUUGUGCGUCUCAUGGAACAGCUUUGCUUUCAUUUUAAUCAAUACGGCCGUCUUCACUGGCCACUCAAAGCAGAAUUAUGUAGCUUUUGCCAACCAGCAUCCACUGGGGUUAUCAUUAACAAAAACUGGAUAAUAGUAAAUAAAUGUAGUGUAACAGUAGCACAAGUAAAGUGGAGUCAUUAAUAGGGUGUGUCUAUUAGCCUGGGUUUGAUCUGCUUUAGCCACACUGUGCCAAGCAAAGUGGUCAUGCUUGGUAGCAGGGCCGACCAUGGCCAACUCAUGACGGUCUCCUCCCCUCACCUGUGUCCUCAGUGGCUAAACUCCUGUGUGUGUGUGUCUGUGUUCACUAGUUUUGUUUGCUGUGUUAAGUCACUGCUGAUGCAAACUGAACCUUUCUUGCUUUUUUAUAAAGUAGUGUCUAUCUAAUGUCCGGCUAACAUUGGUCAUACCAGAUUAAGUACAGCUGUAGCUGCCAAACAGUGGUGCAUAUUUUUUUAUUCAACUUUUCAUUGCCAAGAUAAAGAAUGGAUUUCCUCAUUUUUCAAAAGUUAUGUAGUCCAGCUUUAAGGCAUCUAACAUUGACCCAAAGUAUAUUUUUAGGCUUUAAAUCUAUUUUCUUCCAACUUGUGCGUGUAAGUAGUGACUUUUUGUUGGACUGCAAGGUCUGCCAAGACCAAUCUGAACGCCUAGCACCACUGUGAACGCAACCAGUGCGGACACUAACGAGGAACUGAAGCUGUUGCUGAAGCUCUUGCUAGGCAGCCAAUGUAAACAAAAUGUUAAGAGUAAAAAUCUGAAUGUGCAAAAAUGUACAAAAAAUCCGAAGUCUGAGAUGAUUGUCACAUCAGAAGUGGGUGAUAUGACCUAUAUCUAAUUUAAAAGCCAAUUCUGCCCAUUUUCUGGUAAUAUCCAAAAUGUUUAUUAUUAUUAUUAUUAUUAUUAUUAUUAUUAUUAUUAUUAUUUCCUACAUUAAUUUAUUCCUAAUGAUUUAUCAAUUUAUCUGUAGCUUUGACCUAAUCUGGAUUGAUAUGCAGUUGAGUUCAGGACUGUCUCGCCAUAUUUCCAGUACUAGUAUUCAAGAACCUUGUAGUAAAUAUUGAAUAUUGUAAGUAAGUAAACUGAAGUCAAAUCUCUAUUUUUUAGGCCUAACUUUUGUUUCAGGAUACAGAUUAACUGUGAGCUUGUUCCUUUUGGAUAAACAGAGUAUAUAUUAAUUAUGCAACCUCCUGAGGAGUGUGUUUUUUGAAGGAUUUUAGAGAGGUUGGGUGGUAUCCAUUUUGUCGUACUGUCAAACAGUCUUCACAUUUUGCACAUAUCAUCAUGGCAGAAAUACAGAGAGAAUCUUAAAUCUAACAAUUUAAGUAGUUAGUUAAUGUCAGCUUCCACUCCACUUUCUCCACAUUGCAACAUUGUGAAAUUCAUUGAAGCUCCGAUAUAGAGCUCCAAAAGCUAAGUUAAAUGAGUACUUCCUACUGUACAUGAUGAUAAAGUCUGAGCACCUUGUGACUGUAACCAAGAUAGAUAUUUUUUUACCCCAACCAACUCCAUAGCUUUCAACUAUAGAAAGUAACAGCACCAACAUCAGCUCAUUUAUCUUCACUAAGAGAGCCAACAUGCUUAUGUUGUCGAUGUACCUUUGAUAGAUGAUGCAGGAUGGACAUAUUCUUCCUUUGGAGCUCUACUUACCUUGAUUUACAUUGUUAUAUUUGCAAUGUUUUGAAUGUUUUUUUUAUAUUGUUAUUUAUCUCCUUCUGUUAGCUUCUAGGAAGCUAUACAUCUAUACUCCUCUUUGGGUUUAGUUUGUGAAAAAGCAAUGUAUACGUUUUAUUAUUUAUGGUAAAAUUAAAAA
Messenger RNA from Xiphias gladius (swordfish), 4113 nucleotides. It is a transcript of the gene kctd7, whose product is annotated as potassium channel tetramerization domain containing 7. Bases 71 to 1102 code for a protein of 343 amino acids. Gene Ontology annotation, biological process: protein homooligomerization. Gene Ontology annotation, molecular function: protein binding. The transcript has 4 exons. The record is from RefSeq and is a predicted model, not a curated record. NCBI's taxonomy places the organism in Eukaryota, Metazoa, Chordata, Actinopteri, Istiophoriformes, Xiphiidae.